CGUAAGAGCUGCUUUAAAACUUGUCUGGGCGGCACCUGUAGAUUCAGAAACCGAGGGCAGGUGAGGGGAUUGCAGCAAUACAGACAGAGAAGGGGACAAAAAGAAAGCACAGACAAACCAGGUAAUCAGAAAAUGGCUAACACAAGUUCAGGAGUGAAGGUUUUCCAGGGGCUUCUCAUUUUUGGCAAUGUCGUCAUCAUGCUGUGUGGCAUUGCAUUGACAGCCGAAUGUAUUUUCCAUGUUUCGGAUCAGAAUGACCUCUGGCCUCUACUUGCAGCUGCUAACAACACUGACAUUUUUGCUGCAGCUUGGAUUGGACUUUUUGUAGGCUUCUGCCUGUUUGUAUUGAGCAUAGUUGGUAUAUUUGGAAUCAUGAAAUCGGCCAAGAAUGUUAUCCUAACAUACAUUAUUUUGAUGCUAAUUGUCUACAUCUUUGAAGUUGCUUCAUGCAUCACAGCUGCAACACACAGGGAUUUUCUGGUCCCAAACUUUUUUCUCAAGCAAAUGCUCCAGCUAUAUGAUAACCGAAACUGGCAGAAUGACGAUGAGUUCAGAAAGUACACAGAGCUCACCACUUCUUGGAAUCGUGUCAUGACUGAAAAUAACUGCUGUGGUGUUAGAGGACCCCAGGACUGGAUUCAGUUCAACUCUGUAUUCAGAUCCACCCAUUUAGAUUCUGAUUUCCCGUGGCCUCGAGAAUGCUGUACAACUAACUUUGUUGACCAAUUUCUAAGUUUGGAUGGUUGCAGACUUGGUGUUCGUGGCUUUGUUCAUAAUCAGGGAUGCUUUGAAUUCAUUUCUGGCCCUCUGAACAGACAUGCUUGGGGUGUUGCAUGGUUUGGAUUUGCUAUCCUUUGUUGGACUUUCUUUGUCCUUGCUGGAUCAAUGUACUUCUAUGCUAUACUGAAUAAUUAAACAAAGGCAUUGGACUUCAAAUAUGGACUUGAAAUCAAAUCUGUUUGCAACCUUCCCACCUCAUGUGAAUACUGAGGACUCUUAGUCUGAGCCUAUGAAGUAUUGGGAGUUGUAAUCUGUUCUGUUUGUAUUCAGCCCCUUCAGAUUUCCUCCGGCACCUCCCACUUGUUGACCUGGCGAAGAUCUUUAUUGUAGUUUCUGCACUUUUCAAAAAACAGUACUCUUAAUUUUAUUGGACGGUGAAAUUAGGCCAUGGUUCAGAAACUUCUGUACUUCUGCCUGAGCUUCAAUCCAGCAACAAUGUUGUGACGUUAGCUUCACCAUAAACUAUAACUGAGAACUGGAUUCUAUUUGCUUUACUAAAUUUAGCUGUUGGAGAGGAUUAAAUACUCUCAAUUGGUGACAAUAGAGAAGAAUUGAACACAGAUUCAAAAUGAUAGUUCAGCUAGUCUUAGCUACACAGACGACUAAGAUUCUGUUCCAUUGAUUGUAACUUGUGGGUGGAUUAGUCCAUUAAACUGGCUUCUCCAAAGGGAUAGAUUAGAAAGGAACACAAUUCCUCUAGUCAUCGCACCGCAAAAGAGAAACCAGCUUAAGGGCCUAAGUCUUUUCCUCUUACAGUCUUUUACUUUAAACAUAAGUAUAUAAAUUUAUCAAAUUAUCAUCAAUCUCUACUUGAACAAUAAAAUGAUCUGUGUAGUGUCAAUGAGUAAAACUGUACUGUUGACUUUUUUGUGACAUUGGGAUUAUCAAUGUAAAAAUACCUGUAAACAUAUUUUGCAGGAAAUUAACUAUGUGAAGGUGGUGAGUUUGGUAUAUUUUCAACCUCUUCUGUAAACUGAAUAUUAAACUUGUAAUAUAGAGUGUACAUUAUGGGUUUUCUUUAUAUAUUAUCCAGUGUACAAAAUCAUUUAAUUUAUAAAAAUAAAUUAUUAACCUUCA
Stegostoma tigrinum is the source of this 1857-nucleotide messenger RNA. Its product is annotated as uroplakin-1b-like. NCBI's taxonomy places the organism in Eukaryota, Metazoa, Chordata, Chondrichthyes, Orectolobiformes, Stegostomatidae. The coding region runs from base 133 to 915 and encodes 260 amino acids. The transcript is spliced from 8 exons. The record is from RefSeq and is a predicted model, not a curated record. Gene Ontology annotation, cellular component: membrane.